CCCCUAAACACGAGUGGUUAGACCACGUUGCGAAUCAAAUUGAUUGUGUGGCGAGCAGUCGGCGGUAUCCAAUCUAUUCCAAACGCACACCAUUCUCACGGACUUCUGGCCUUUAAUUAAGCUCCCAUAUCCAUCCACGAUGUCUCAGGAAUCUCAAAUUCGUCAGAACUACCACGCAGAGACGGAAGCCGCUGUUAACACACAGGCCAACAGGGAGAAUGCAGCCUCCUACACCUACCUGUCCCUGUCUGUGUACUUUGACAGGGAUGACAUUGCCUUACCUGGCCUGCAUAAGUUUUUCAAGGGACUGUCUGAUCAGAAGAGGGAAUUCGGGCAGAAAUGGCACCAGCACCAGACCCAGCGGGGAGGGCGCGUUGUGCUGAUGGACAUCCCCAAACCCCCGCAGGACUCGUGGGGCAGUCCUCAGGAGGCGCUGGAGACAGCGCUGGCCCUGGAGAAGAAGCUGAACCAGAACAUGCUGGACGUGUACGAGCUGGCGCACAAACACGGCGAUGAACAUACCUCAGACUUCAUUGAAGAUACUUUUCUCCAUACCCAAGUGGACAACAUCAAGACCAUAGGUGAUCACCUCACCAACCUGAAACGCUGUGGCUCGGGUCUGGGGGUGUACAUGUUCGACCGUGGCCUCGGCAAGGAGUAGAGGAACACAUGACAAACAUACGUGUACAUUCAAACCAGAGCAAGCCAAGAGUCUGGUGCAGAAUGCAGUACAUGUAUAAGCUAGUUUACAGUGUGAUAUAUUGUAGGUAAUAUGCCAAUGUUGAAGACCAAUGGCGAUUCUCUAUGUUCUGCCAGGAGCCUUUCACAUGUGCACUUCAAACUGUGAACUAGCUUAUUCAUCUAUUCGUCUAUUUUUGCUGGGAUGUAUUUAUUCUUGUAACCACAUGUAUUUUGUGAUAGACUAGGAAAGUGCCUGGGGACCAAAUCCAUGAUACAUACCUCGUGAUUAUGGACGAUUACUGUGGCAAUGUAGCUUUAAUAUAGUGUUUGUAAUUGUCAACAGGGAAAAUGCAGUUUUACGCACAGUUGUUAGGAAGACUGUCGUAUUGUAACAAAACUGAGAGUGGGAAAAAGUGUACAACAUGAAGCCAGAUAAGGUAUCUAAACCACAAUGAACUAUUAACAGUUUUCAACUUGUAUUAAAGGUUUUGAGGUCCAAGUGGUUGUUAACAUGGUGCUAAACUAUCGGAUUAAAAGAUGUUAU
Branchiostoma belcheri (Belcher's lancelet) is the source of this 1225-nucleotide messenger RNA. RefSeq names its product soma ferritin-like. Gene Ontology annotation, cellular component: cytoplasm. The record is from RefSeq and is a predicted model, not a curated record. The transcript has 4 exons. Gene Ontology annotation, molecular function: ferrous iron binding; ferric iron binding. Gene Ontology annotation, biological process: intracellular iron ion homeostasis; iron ion transport. The coding region runs from base 140 to 661 and encodes 173 amino acids. NCBI's taxonomy places the organism in Eukaryota, Metazoa, Chordata, Leptocardii, Amphioxiformes, Branchiostomatidae.